Lichtheimia ornata is the source of this 3252-nucleotide messenger RNA. RefSeq lists its product as uncharacterized. Gene Ontology annotation, biological process: lipid metabolic process. The transcript has 3 exons. NCBI's taxonomy places the organism in Eukaryota, Fungi, Mucoromycota, Mucoromycetes, Mucorales, Lichtheimiaceae. The record is from RefSeq and is a predicted model, not a curated record. The coding region runs from base 1 to 3252 and encodes 1083 amino acids.
AUGGUGGUGCCUGACACCCAACAAAAUACACCAGCGGAGGAUGAUUCUUCCAAAGUGGUCGCAUACAACCCAGCAACAUACAUCACUACCACCACCAGCACAUUGCUUCCAAGCAAUAUUGCAAACUUUAUUACCGCCGUAUCCUUAGCAACUCGAUUAUCCCUACGAUGUUCCGCCUUGUUUAUGGAAGCCUUAUUCGAGGCUGCAAAAUACAGUACCGUAUUUUCAUUCGGGCUGUCAAGACAAGCGUUAAUCAGUGCCAUAUCCACUGCCAAAAAGGUCCAUGCAUUAACGUAUCCCAAAGAUGACGACGAUAUGAUCGACGCUGAAAGAGGUGGCUUUCUUCAAGUCUUGGACAAGUACACGAGUCUUGGUGUGUAUCUAAUCCAUCAUACCUUCACACUGGCAGAGUUAUUUGCUCUUUCCGGCCUUCAGUUUACUUCCAAUACCAUCCAAACUGGUCUCAAGGCAGCUGAGGAAUCCGUGCAAGUGAUUGAUGGGAUAUUCGGGUCGAAUGAAACAUCGCGGGCGAUUUCAGCCAUUGUCACGCUUGUGCAUGGAGAGUUGAUGCAGGAUCCCGAGUUCGAGUUGGCCAAGGAGGGCAAGAUGGCGAUCUUGGGAGGACUCACGAAGGCUAUGACGGCAUUUGCAGUGCUGCAGAAUGUGACACACAAGAGGACGAUGCAUGAGAUGAUGAAAAUGACGCUUAUGUGGAAAGGUCUUGUGGUGGAUGAUGAAGAGGAUGAGGAUGAGGAUGGUCAAGGCACUCGGAUGAUAUGUGCAGGAGAUGAUCACGAACAACCAUCGACGGAUAUCAUUCAUGAGCUGGAAGAACUCCUUCAACAACAGCAACCUGAGAAUGAUAGCUCAUUAUCGCUUGCAUUGGAAGAGCAACGAGAGAGUUGGCAGCAAUAUCCCAUGUAUGAAAUCACCACUACCACACAACGAAUGACUACUCAGACGACCCGUAUUCAACCCAUUGCAGCUGAUGGAUCACGCCCUCGUGCCAAAUAUGUCGUUGUCAAUACAGAUGAAGAAGAUAGAGAAUCAUUCAUGGCCGUCAUUGAACAGCAGCAAACUACACUACCGGGUGCAUGGAUCGAACAUCCAGUAGAACAAGACGAAGAUGAAAACAACACCACCACCACCACCACCACCACCAACAAUGCACUCUCAAAGUUGAAACAAAAGCCAUCACGUGGCCUGAAAAUCAUGCUCUCGGCUGUCUCGAAGACGUUUUCGCGCAAAAAAGUCGAACGGCAGACCUUUCAUGAUAAUAGCAGUCGACGACUUGUACGCCAUGGCAGCAUUGAUAUGAUCGAUGAUGUGGAUAGUAUCGAUGAUAAUGAUAUUACAAUGACUGAAAGCACAUCCACCACCUUAAGAUCGACUGCAGCACAAUACUCAGUACCUGCUGCAUCCAGCAAACCAUUACCAUCAACACCAGCAGUGGAAGAUGACGACAAGACCAUCAAACGCAAAUCAUCAUGGGGCAGAUUGAAGCUUAAGGCAUCGAGAAGAAAAAGUGUCACCAGCCUAUUUCAAAAAGGAGCUGAAGCACUCAAGAAGCAAGCAACAGCAUCAUCAUCAUCAUCUCCUCCACCGCCUGUACCCAGUUUACCCCAGCAUCAAUCCACUACCAAUGGAUCCUUUUAUUUACAACCUAGUCAUUCAUCAUCUGUAGCCAUUGAAUCGCAUACUUCUAUCUCGGGGCGUCGAGGAAGAUCCAAUUCAAUCACGAGCAUGUCAAGCAUGUCACAAACAUUUACAACCACAACAACUUUCACAACAGCUCCUUCUUCUCCAUCCACUUCUACUUUACAACAACAACCUUCUUCGUCAUCCAACAACAAACGCAUCAAUACGUCGCUUUUGCAUCGUCAACAACCAUCUCAACCUGUUGAACGUCGUCAACGUACCCUUGUGCGUUCACCAUCACUUCCUUCCAAUCGUCAUAAGAAACGCAAACCUCGUUCGCCUCUCGAAAGUGAGCCGGAUCCACGCAACUUUCCACGUGAUCAUCUGUUACGCAACAUUGAACGAUUUUCACGCUAUGCAAGUGCAGCUUAUGGCGAAUCGUUUAUGCGCAUCUUACGUAUUGGUGAUAUUCCUUCAGAAUUGCCACAUUCAGCACAACAUCAUGCCAAUCAUCAUGCAUUCGCUCAUCAUACAGGCGUCUCUGUCGAUGACAUUUUGCUUUCCAGUUAUGCGGAUCAAGGGACUUUGAUCAAUCAUCCAAAAUUACAUGCUCUUGUUCAUUAUGUAACGGUGGACCAUGCAGCUCAAGCUGUGGUGCUUACGUGUCGAGGGACCCUUGGAUUGGGAGAUGUGCUUACCGAUUUGAUGUGUGAAUACGCCGAAUUUGAUCAUCAUGGUCGCACGUAUAUGGCACAUGGUGGUAUGCUCGAAGCUGCCCAAGUAUUGGCUCAUCAACGCGGCAAAGUGUACGACGCUGUCUUGCGUGGGUUAACGCUUCAUCCAAGUUAUGGUUUGGUUUUAUGUGGACACUCCCUCGGUGCAGGUGUUGCUAGUUUACUCAGCGUACUUUGGAGUGAGCAGCGACAGCCACAUCAAGCCCAUCAUCCAGGUGCAGCCUUGGCAUUGGCACGUGAUCCAGUUCCCUUUGUCACAUCCAGUGCAAGUGGAUUGCCAGAAGGUAGACCUAUUCAUUGCUACACGUACGGCCCACCUAGCGUCAUGUCACAUGAGUUGAGCGAUUAUUGUGGACGUGGUCUAGUCACCAGUGUGGUCCAUGGAUACGACAUUGUCCCCAGUCUCAGUCUUGGCUUAUUAAGAGAUUUCAAAAACGUUGCCGUCAGCUUAUCACAAGAGAGUUCAGUGGCUGACGACAUUUUAUCACGCAUCAUUGGUCGAUACAGCGGCAAAAAGGAGGAUGAGGAGGAUCGAGAACAUCAUGAACAAUGGUUUUGGGCGCUCAUUAAAACGAUGCGAGCUGACAUGCGAGCUGACAAGUUGUAUCCUCCCAGCACCGUUUACCUCGUCGAAUCAACACCGCAAUUACAUCAUCAUCAUCAUCAUCAUCAUCAUCAUCAACAGCAGCAACAACAAGGGCGCAGAGGGUCAAAAAGAAAACACAAAAGGGCUCACCAAGUCAUCUUUGAACGAUGUGAUGAUGUGCAGACACGUUUUUCUGAAAUUGUCUUUUCACGAACCAUGUUUACCGAUCAUGCGCCAAACAUGUACGAGAACGCCAUUCGUAAAUUAGCACAGGGAUACUUUAGUUCUUGUUAG